Molecule: messenger RNA, 1788 nt
Organism: Amyelois transitella
Lineage: Eukaryota; Metazoa; Arthropoda; Insecta; Lepidoptera; Pyralidae
Exons: 2
Coding region: 137-1264 (375 amino acids)
Biological process (GO): proteolysis
Molecular function (GO): aspartic-type endopeptidase activity
Source: RefSeq, a predicted model, not a curated record
UUGUCACAUCACAGCAACGCUGAGUUUUGUUAAUUAUCGUGUUGCGAGUAAUAUUGUAAAAUAAACAUAAUCAGUGCGUUACAUCAGUGCAAAUUACGUACAAAUAAGUGUUUACGCCGUCUUAACAAAAAUCAAAAUGUCAAAAUAUAAGGGCGAACCGGAAUUCGCAAUUGCUGAGUCUUAUGAUUUGGCCGCUCUUCGACGCAAACGCGCUGCCGUUAAAGGUGUUAUCACCAAAAUGCAUAACGCCCUGCGUGAUCCAAGCGCCUCUGAGUUAGACAAACACGCUUUGUGCGUCAGAGAAGAACGUCUGCGAUCUUCAUUUUCUAAGUGGGAGGACUUACACCUCGACAUUAUAGCGAUGGAUCCUGAUGACCCCGAGGACGACGUUGAAAAGAAGCGAGCAUUAACGCUCGAGAAUAUGGAACGAGAUAAGGUACUGUUGGCUCCGAAGGCUGUCCACGUAGCUACUGUGAAGAAGGUACAGCCUGCCAGCGCUGAGAAGAAGAGCUGCAUACUUUGUAAGUCUAACCACAAACUAUUUUCUUGUUCUCAAUUUAAAUUAAUGUCAAUAAGUGAGCGAAUUAAGUUUGUUACAGCUAAUAAUCUAUGCCAAAUAUGUUUGAAUAAACACAAUAAGCCAUGCAGGUAUAAGUUUAAAUGUCAGGUCUGUAAAAAUGAUCAUAACUCUCUUCUCCAUGUGGAAGAGGCCUCAUCACCAGUCACAUUGGUGGCUGGAUCUGCUACUGAACAAGUUGUGUUGCCUACAGCACAGGUAAAACUUUUAGCGAGCAACGGAACUGAGGUUUAUGUCAAGGCUCUCCUUGAUACAGGUUCACAGGUAUCCUUUGUGACCAAAGAGCUAGCAGAUUUAUUAAAAUUACAGAUUCAGACUGCCAGUACUCCUGUUACAGGCAUAGGUCAAACUUUUAACAAUUUAAAGCAAAGAGUAAAUUUAGAAUUACACUCACUGACACAGGACUAUAGCAUUUCUGUUGUGUGCUACUUACUUGAAAAAAUCACUUCAAAAUUGCCGCAGAAGACUUUCAACAUUAAUAAAUUAGUUUUGCCUCCCAAUAUAGUAUUGGCUGACAAGACAUUUAAUCAAUCCAGCAACAUACAUAUAUUAUUAGGUGCCGUCAUUGUGUUUAAGGUGUUGCUGCCUCCUGAGCCUCGAGUUAGCCGGUACACCUGUGGGGCAUGGGGACAUCACAGCUUCACCUCCAUUACUCAAUACAAAGUUUGGUCAUGUAGUCGCAGGUAGCAUUAUAUCGAAAUAUUUCUUUAUUUUUUAUGUCAUUUUUUGAAUAGGGUUUUUUUUUGUUGGUGUUCUUGUUUGUCAGUGGAAGUAAAGACCGUAUUUUGCAAUCUUCCGUAUUUUAUUUAUUCCUGCCGCUAAUUAGGGGCAUCUUUGGGAACAGGGAGAGCUGCAGGUCUACCGGGCAAACGAAUCCAUUACAUAAGUGGCGACCGUGACUUAUAAAAAAAUGGAUCGCCUUCUUGCGAACAGAAAAAUAACAAGGAGGAGGUUCACAUUGGUAAAAAACAAAAUUCUAAAUUUUUUGCAAUCUGAUGAUUCUGAUAGAGCAAUUCCGGAGUUCAAUAAAUUAAAAGAAUUAUUCGCAGAGUUGUCUGGGUUACAGAAUAAAAUUAUGUCCAUCUGGCUUGACGAGCCAGAGCGCGAUGAAAUUUUUUUCGAAUACGAAAUGGAGUCGGACGACGCGUACUCAAGUGAGUUCUAUCAGAUCAAGUAUAAAAUUGAACAAUUAUGCAAGAAAAAUGAGUUUG